AUGCCGGAAAGUAUCAAAAGCGGCUUACAGCUGAUCCUUCCUGUCAUUGCCCUCAACGUCGCAAAUGGCGUGGCUUUUUGURAUUUACUGGGCAUCUCCGCAAUCAUUCCUACCGUCUCGCUCCACUUUGGUUCUAUAGGUGCGAUCGAAUGGGCAACAACCUCACAACUCAUCGGGGCAACAGUCGGGCAAUGCGUGCUCGGAUACCUCAGUGAUGUCUUCAGCCGACGAGACAUGCUCAUCUUUGGCCUUGUUCUCCUGUUCGCCAGCACAAUGGCUACCAUCUUCUCGUUUCGCCUAGCCUCCCCGAUUCUGUUCGUCGUUCUUCGCGCUUUCUCCGGCAUCGCCGUAGGAUCAAUAUCCAGCCUUGUCAACAUCGCACAAUCAGACAUCGCAACCAAACAACAACGACUGAAGCUGCAGGGAAUCCAGGGAACCUCAGUCGCCAUCGGGAGCAUUCUCGKCWUGAUGGUUGGAGCGGUCUUCGUUCAACAAAAUCGAGCUCAUCAUCUUUACUCUGUGGAGGCUGGGUUGACGGCCCUUGCUCUCGCUCUGAUCGCAUGUUUUGUCAAACCCCAUCGCCAAAGACCGUCUUGGAAGGACCUUCGGGACGUGCUAAAAGACGUCGACUACGCUGGGAUCUUGUCAGGAACCGGAUUUAUCGUGCCCGGCUUGAUCAUUAUAUCAAAGUACGAUAGGCUCGCUAAAUCGAUCAUAGCAGCUCUCGGCGCACUUACUGGAGUCUGUCUUGCGACAUUCGUAUACGUUGCUCUCAAAAAGCCUUUCAAGUCUCGACCAAUCGUGCCCUUCUGGCUUUUCAGGAACCACACUCUUUCUGCCAUCUACACGCAGAACCUGCUUUUUGGAGCAGCAUACUACACUUUCAUCUACUUCUUUCCAAUCUAUCUCAUGACUGUCCGUCAGUGCAAAGCGUUGGAGGCUGCUUCGAUGAUGAUCGCAUACUUUGUCUGUCAUGGCUUCUGGUCGGCGGCUUCGGCUCAGGUCAUUCUGUGGCUACAACGGAGAGGUCGCAAAAGUUACUCCACAGUCAUCCUUCAAGGCUUCAUUUGCUGGGCCGGGGCUGUUUCUGUCAUCGCUGGCGGCGCUUAUAGUACUCACCACGAACCCAUCGUAGUCACCAUUCUCAUGGCCGCUACGAUCGGCUUCGGGACUGGCGCUUGCUUUCAAAACUCCGUCCUUGCGAUCCGAGAGCAGGUCACCGAUGAGACUAACGCCGUUGCGCUCGGUGUCCGGAAUGUUUUGCGAUACCUCGGAGGCGCAGUCGGCACUGCCGUGAGCGGAAUCAUCAUGCGGUCGGUGUUGAAGAAAAACAUCCCGGAAAAUCUGAUGCAGUAUAGGAAACACACCAUCAGCUCGAAGGAAUUGGACGACAUUCCGAAUGAAGCAGAUCGAAAUGUGGUAAGGAGUGGGUUUAGCAAGGGGAUCACUUGGGUGUUUGUGAGUUCUGCUGCCUUGCUGGCGAUUUGUAUUUUUCUGUGCAUCUUCCUGAAGGAGGCACCGAGUGAUGAAGAGAGCAAGAAGGAGACGUUAGAACUGGUCGAGUCUCCCAGCUCCACAGCUUCGGGGGAGAAUGUUGACGUGGUGCACGGUGAUGCACAUCAGGUAUGA
Ramularia collo-cygni is the source of this 1629-nucleotide messenger RNA. RefSeq lists its product as uncharacterized. The coding region runs from base 1 to 1629 and encodes 542 amino acids. Lineage: Eukaryota; Fungi; Ascomycota; Dothideomycetes; Mycosphaerellales; Mycosphaerellaceae. Gene Ontology annotation, molecular function: transmembrane transporter activity. The record is from RefSeq and is a predicted model, not a curated record. Gene Ontology annotation, biological process: transmembrane transport. The transcript is spliced from 3 exons.